Atta colombica is the source of this 2679-nucleotide messenger RNA. RefSeq names its product cAMP-dependent protein kinase type II regulatory subunit (gene Pka-R2). Lineage: Eukaryota; Metazoa; Arthropoda; Insecta; Hymenoptera; Formicidae. Gene Ontology annotation, molecular function: cAMP-dependent protein kinase regulator activity. The record is from RefSeq and is a predicted model, not a curated record. The transcript has 8 exons. Gene Ontology annotation, cellular component: cAMP-dependent protein kinase complex. Bases 778 to 1755 code for a protein of 325 amino acids. Gene Ontology annotation, biological process: regulation of protein phosphorylation.
AAGUUUCGCUGAAGUUUCACCAAACACAUCGCUUCAGAUCGACUCGAUUCAUAUUUUUCGAGACCUGCGCGAUUUGAGGCACCCAAUUGCAUCAACACGGGUCCAGUCGGGUCCGAUCAGGCACUGUCGCGAGAUGAGAUUCUCGGAUGCGCGGUGGUUUCGAUAUAGUUCAAUAUUUGUUCGUGUAGCGCUUUAUACAAACGCUUAGCCGGCGACCGCGGUCUCGUCAGUACGACGCGAUUGCACAUCCCGGACGAGAUCCUCUUCGUCUGUGCUUCUCGUCAUUUAUUUCAUCUUUUCAUCUUCGAAGGAGAAACGCGAGCGUGGAUCAACGCGGAUACGAAUCUCGUAAAUAUAUUCGCGCAUCGGGGAAUUCUUUUCCCAGCAGAAGUCGUAGCUGAAAUAAAAAACGGAGCAAUCCCUUUGAUUAGUUUGACUGUUUAGUAAAGUUUACUUACGAUCGUUGGAUAAAAUGCUUGGAGUAGAAAGGAAGAGGAACGCCUGAAUAUUUAUGACUGCAUUACUCUGUACGCGAAUGCUGUACGUUCUGGAGUUAUUUAUCGCGCCCCGUUUAUUUCGUAUCACGUCAAAAUUUCUUACCUUAAUGUAAUAUUGUGAUAAAAUCGUGUCUGUGAAUUAGUUGUUAUAGUAGAUACAAGGUAUUGUCUACGAUAUAUUUCUUGUUUCGUGACAAGUGAACGUGAACGUGUUGUCAAGAAGAACGAACGUGUUCCUCGUGCACGUUUCUGCCGCGUGUUUCUUUCUUCUGCGGACCAAAUGUCGCUCAUCUCCGUCAUCGAGCCAGUGGAUGACAGAGAGCCACCAGUCAGUCGAUUUGCUUCCAGAAGGAAGAGCGUUUUCGCGGAGACUUACAAUCCCGAGGAAGACGAAGAGGAUGACGGCUUCAAGAUGGUCCAUCCAAAGAGCGACGAGCAGCGACAAAGGCUCGGUGAAAGUGUUAAGAACAUACUCCUGUUUCGCUCUCUAGACGAGGAACAAAUGGCGGACGUACUGGACGCAAUGUUCGAAAAAAUCGUUCAACCGGAAGAAUUUAUUAUCCGGCAGGGCGACGAUGGUGACAACUUUUAUGUGAUCGAGAGAGGAAAGUUCGAGGUGUACGUCAAAGAUCCCGCCACAGCAAUAGAUAAUCAUAUUCACACUUAUGAUAAUCGUGGUGCUUUCGGAGAAUUGGCUCUUCUGUACAAUAUGCCUAGAGCAGCCACUGUCAAAGCUAUUACGUCUGGCACACUCUGGGCUAUGGAUAGGCAAACUUUUCGACGUAUUCUCCUUAAAUCCGCGUACAAAAAGCGUAAAAUGUAUGAGAAUCUUAUUAAUAAAGUGCCGAUGUUAAAGUCUCUGGAGCCUUACGAGCGAAUGAAUUUAGCGGAUGCCCUUGUACCGAAACAUUAUUCCGAUGGCGAGCAAAUAAUCAGGCAGGGUGACACCGCAGAUGGAAUGUAUUUCGUCGAGGAUGGCGUAGUCAGAAUCACUAGACUCGGCGAACACGAUCGUGAAAUUGAGAUUAAUCGUGUUCCGGCUGGCGGUUAUUUAGGCGAGCUGGCACUCGUGACGCAUAAACCACGCGCCGCUUCGGCCUACGCUGUGGGAGACAUCAAACUGGCAUUUUUGGACGUUGAAGCUUUCGAACGUUUACUUGGCCCAUGUAUGGAACUUAUGAAACGUAAUAUCGAUGAUUACGAAGAACAAUUAGUCAAAAUUUUUGGCAGCAAAACCAACAUCUCUGACAUUCGAUGAACUGUUUCUGGGCAGAGCCACGUCGCCAUAUUGCUGUACUAAAGGACGCGACACUUUCGUACAGCAUAUAAUAUAUAACAAGCACAAAAGAACUUGUACCACCUACUUCUGAAUCUCAUCCCGCAUGUUUCGGGUAUCAUUUCGAAAUCAACUAUUUCGUAUGACUGUUCACCUAGACGUAUACCGAUUAAGAUUCGUCGAUAAUAGUUACCAAGUUUAUACCUAUGACACACAUUGAACAAAGCUGUAGGCUGCUCGAUUAUAUGCGCGUGUUUAAUGUAGCAACGGAAUUAAUGACUAUUCUCUAAGAUUGUAUUAGAUCAAAAAGAGAGUAUUAGUGCAUUCUGUUACGCUCGAUUGUUUGCGAAAUAAAUAUUUUUAUUUAUUAUUGCCCAGUGAAAGACCGCAAUAUAACAUUUUGAGGUCUAGGACAUACAAGCAUUAUUAUAGUAUUUAACUUAUCCCCGGAAUGACUCAUUUAUCUUAGUGUACUCAAUCUAUAUGCUCACAUACAUAAUUCGUGCAUUAUCCAUUUUUAAACAGAGCGGCUACAUUUAUAAGACAUAGAAGUCUAAAAUAUUCGAAAUCGAAUGCUCUUCUAACAUUACUCUCUGGCAAAAAAAAUAGAUUACAAAAGAAAUGAACCAUUAGUAUUUGAAUAUUGACAUAAAUCUUUUGCAAGGUUUCUAUGAAAUACCUAUAUAUAUGCAUAUCACUCUUGGAGAAGAUAAUGAAAGUAACAUUGCCAUUUUUAAUGAAAGCAAACAGAAUUGUACAAUAUUCUUUGAUACAUCCAUUUAACAAUGUAAUAUCUUGAUAAAAUAUCAAAUCAGACAAUCAAGAUUUUGUCUAUGAUUCGCGACAAGUAGUAAAUAUGUAUUUCGCGAAUAAAUAUGCACAUAUACAUACACAAAUAUGCAUUAU